CUCCACCAAUGAGACUUUGCAAACCAGAGCUGCACUGAAAACAUUUGUGUCCUCAUUGUUCUCUCCACAGAGCGACAGGCUUCUGAUCAAAGGCGGCAGGAUUGUGAAUGAUGACCAGUCCUUCCAUGCUGACAUCUACAUGGAGGAUGGCCUCAUUAAGCAGAUUGGUGACAACCUGAUCGUGCCUGGCGGGGUCAAGACCGUCGAGGCCAACGGCAGGAUGGUGAUCCCCGGCGGCAUCGACAUCCACACCCACCUCCAGAUGCCGUACCGUGGAACCGCCACCGUGGACGACUUCGCUCAGGGAUCGAAGGCCGCGCUCGCCGGCGGCACCACCAUGAUCGUGGACCAUGUGAUCCCAGAGCCCGGCAGCAGCCUGAUGGAGGCCUACGACCAGUGGAGGCAGUGGGCGGACGAGAAGAGCUGCUGCGACUACUCGCUCCACGUGGACAUCACCCACUGGGACGACAGCGUCCGGCAGGAGGUGGACCACCUCAUAAAGGAGAAAGGCGUGAACUCGUUCCAGGUCUACAUGGCGUACAAGGACUAUUUCCAGAUGAGCAACAGUGAGCUCUAUGAGGUCUUCACCUUCUUGGCAGAGAGAGGAGGCAUCGCUCAGGUCCACGCUGAAAACGGGGAGAUCAUCGCCGAGGAGCAGGCUCGAAUGCUGCAGAUGGGCAUCACAGGCCCAGAGGGACACGUUCUGAGCAGGCCAGAGGAGCUGGAGGCCGAGGCGGUUUUCCGGGCCAUCACCAUCGCCAGCCAAACCAACUGUCCUCUGUACGUGACCCGCGUCAUGAGCAAGAGCGCCGCCGACAUCAUCUCGCAGGCCCGGAAGAAAGGAAAUGUUGUGUUUGGAGAACCAAUCAGCGCCAGCCUGGGGACUGACGGGACGCAUUACUGGAGCAAGAACUGGGCCAAGGCAGCUUCUUUUGUAACCUCACCCCCCCUCAGCCCCGACCCCACUACCCCCGACUAUCUGAACACACUGCUGUCCAGUGGAGACCUGAGUGUGUCAGGCAGCGCUCACUGCACCUUCAGCGUGGCCCAGAAAGCCAUUGGCAAGGACGACUUCACUCAGAUCCCUGAAGGCGUCAACGGAGUGGAGGAGCGGAUGACUCUCAUCUGGGACAAAGCUGUGACUACAGGUAAAAUGGAUGAGAACAUGUUUGUGGCCGUCACCAGCACCAACGCAGCCAAGAUCCUGAACCUCUACCCUCGGAAGGGCCGGAUCGCCGUGGGCUCCGACGCCGACCUGGUCAUUUGGGACACAGACUCCGUCCGCACCAUCACUGCCAAGACACACACCUCGGCUGCUGAGUACAACAUCUUCGAGGGCAUGGAGCUGCGCGGAGCCCCGCUCGUGGUGAUCUGCCAGGGGAAGAUGGUCCUCGAGGACGGGAACCUGCACGCGACCUCCGGCGUGGGCCGCUUCAUCCCCUGCUCCCCCUUCCCCGACUUCGCCUACAAGCGCGUCAAAGCCAGAAAGCAGCUGGCCGUCCUGAGGGCAGUGCCCAGGGGGAUGUACGACGGUCCGGUGUCUGAGUUCUCCCUGUCCCGUGGUGGAACCCCCUCGGCCUCAGCACGGACCUCUCCCACCAAGCAGCCCGUCAGAAACCUGCACCAGUCUGGGUUCAGCCUAGCAGGCCCCCCUACUCCAGACGACAUCCCCAUCAGGCCCGCGGGCCGGCGUAUCGUAGUGCCCCCUGGCGGCCGUUCCAACAUCACGUCCCUCAGUUAAACAGCAGACGGACGAGGGGACGGGUGCUGAAAACGACAGCGGCCAGACUGCAGGAUGUGGGGGGUGGGAUGGGAGGGACAAAGGGGGAGGGGAGGGAGGAAAGGGGGAGGUGCAGAAGAUCAUGAUUAGUUAAAAGUUAAGAGCAAAACACUGAAUCCUCAUGCCUUACCUGUCACAAUGCUACCUUGCUCAGAUGAGAACAGUAUCCCUUUUCCUAGCGUUGUUGAGGGUUGACGUCACCACCAAGACGUGACACACACACAAACCCGUCCUCUCAUUACAGAAAACGAGACAUAUCAACAGUGAAACCAUCUCAACACGGUGCUCUGCUAAUGGGGAAACGCCCCAGUCGGCUUCACGCCGGCGCAUUCGACCAGAUGUGUCCUCAGAGGAAAAAGGAUAGAGCCUUUCUCAGAAUGAUGCUGUUCUUUCAUCCUGUCUGGCUUUCAGUGUCGCCCCCUUUUCAGUAGCCUGCUUCCUCCAUAGUCAGGAACACACAGUAACACUAGACCCCACACUAGCCACGAAUGACCAUGCAGUACCAUGAGUUAGCUUUAGCCGGCGUUGUAUAUACGGUAGAUGUAACGUAGCUUUGUGAUGGAUGUUGUUGCAGACAGUUUGGGUUCGUUGGACCAAGUGAGACGCGUUCAUCAAACCUUAAAGCGGGAGCGCUGACGGACGUGGAGCUGCAUGGGCCACAUAGACAUGGGUGACGUGAUCCACGAUCCUGUUGCAUCCCAACCUCUAAGGAAUUUGAUGAACCCAUCUAUUGAUUACAUGAUUUUUGAUGUUAAAACUGAAAAGUAGACAUGUGUGUUUAUGCAAAAAAAACUUUAAUAGAAAGGAAUAGAAAACACUGUAAAAAGGGUUUUAUUAUUCUUUAUUCCCAUCAGGUUCGUCUUUUUUUUCUUGCACGUCAUCACCACUAUAUAAAACAUGCAAAUAUCCGUCCACUGCGUUCGCUUCUAGCUUAUUGCCUGUUUCCGUCGUCCUCAAAUCAUCAAUUUAGCUAACUUUCAAUUAUCUGCAACUACAAUAAAGCAAAUGAAAUGACUGGGCAACAAGAACCUGCUUUCAAAUUACAGCUCUUCACCUCUGGCUUCACUUUUCUAUUCCAGGCAAACCAGGCUCUCAACACAGAGAACCACCGUCGUUCUUGCUGAUCGGUGCAAAUUCAGCAGCAGCCUGAGUAAAACCGAGGCCAAGUCAAUGAUCUUAAAUCUCCGAGCUCUUUUUUACGCCUCAGAGCGUUGCGGUGCUGGGAAGCCUGAGGGGGGGCAGGGGCGCGUUGGGUUGUUGGUGUGGCAGGCACAAGCGGCGGCUUGUUGUAUUUAUGCUGGUUGGACAACAUUUGUUGUUGUUUUUAUGUUGUUUCUUUUUUACAGUUGUAUCAAAACCCAGAGAUGACAGGUCAAAAUUAAAGGUGUGUUGUGGAGGUGUGAAUCGUUUCCCGAAUAAACACGAGUUGCAACUGACUGAGA
Molecule: messenger RNA, 3222 nt
Organism: Betta splendens (Siamese fighting fish)
Lineage: Eukaryota; Metazoa; Chordata; Actinopteri; Anabantiformes; Osphronemidae
Gene: dpysl3
Product: dihydropyrimidinase like 3
Exons: 13
Coding region: 140-1741 (533 amino acids)
Biological process (GO): actin crosslink formation
Cellular component (GO): cytoplasm; cytosol
Molecular function (GO): hydrolase activity, acting on carbon-nitrogen (but not peptide) bonds, in cyclic amides
Source: RefSeq, a predicted model, not a curated record